CAGAUUCUUCGUCACUUUCCUCAACUUGUAACUUAAGGAGGCAGUUUUAUUUUAAUUCAAUGCACAAGCCAGGUGAUGUGAUUUUAGGUGGACUGUUUGAAGUCCACUACACCUCUGUCUUUCCUGAACUGACUUUCACCUCAGAGCCAAAGCAGCCCAGCUGUCAAAGGUAAGUCUCAAACUCUCCAUGCAGAUAACAAACAUCUGAACAGAUAUAAAUCCUUUUUACUGACUGAUUAUAUUUUAUGUUAGUUUUGACCCUUUUGGGUUCAGGCAUGCUAUGACCAUGGCUUUUACCAUCGAUGAGAUCAACAGAAACUCCAACCUGCUUCCUAAUGUGACUCUGGGAUACAGUCUUUAUGACAACUGUGCAACACUGGUAAUUGGAUUCAGCGCUGCCUUGUCUUUGGCCAGCGGCAGAGAGAAACAGUUCAAGCUUCAACAAAACUGUUCAGGGUCUCCACCGGUCCUUGGAAUUGUGGGUGAUUCCUUCUCGACAUUUUCUAUCGCCACUUCUGAUGUGAUAGGAUUAUUCAAAUUACCCAUUGUAAGUUACCUUUUCUGUGUUUGGCUCUCUACAUGUUAGGUUUUAAAUGUUAAAAUGAUAGAGAUGGACAUGAAUGAAUGACAAAUUGAUGUGAUAUUUUGCAAUGGGGGAAUCAUAGGAAAGGUGAAAGUAUCUGAAUGUUUCUCUUGGUUCACACUGUGUAUUUCUUUCUAGGUGAGUUAUUUUGCCACAUGUUCCUGCCUGAGUGAUCGGCAACGCUUCCCAUCCUUCUUUAGAACAAUCCCAAGUGAUGCUUUCCAGGUUAAACUCUUUUUUUUAUUUUAUUUACUCUAAGCAAGCUUCUAUACAUCUCCUCUAUCAGGUACACUAACCCCUUAUUUUUCGUGUUAAAUUAGGUGCGUGCUGUGAUUCAGAUUCUCAAACACUUUGGCUGGACCUGGGCAGGUCUGCUGGUCAGUGACGACGACUAUGGACUCCAUGUUGCCCGAUCCUUUCAGUCAGAUUUACUUGAGUCUGGUGUAGGCUGUCUGGCCUACUCAGAGAUUUUGCCAUGGGGUGACAACCCAACUGAACUGAGGAGGAUUGUAGAAGUGAUGAAGAAAUCAACAGCUCAUGUGGUCAUCGUGUUUGCACAUCUGAUCCACAUGAUUCAGCUAAUGGAAGAGGUAUCUAUCUAUCUAUCUAUCUAUCCAUCUAUCCAUCUAUCCAUCUAUCCAUCUAUCCAUCCAUCCAUCCAUCCAUCCAUCCAUCCAUCCAGUAUUUUAUGCAGCAAAGCUUUAAGUUGCAACCCCAUAUUGCCUGUCCAGUUGUUCUCUACUGGUUGAAAUGAAUUUCACUGCUAUGAUCCCCAGACUUUUCAAAAGUUGUAGUAAUUCAGCCAUACAGGUAUACAGUGUUUCUUGUACUGAACAGGUGGUAAAGCAAAAUGUGACAGGCCUACAGUGGAUGUCCAGUGAAGCCUGGACAUCAGCGACUACGCUUCAGACCCCACUCUUCAUGCCGUACCUUGGAGGCACUCUGGGAAUUGCCAUCCGUCGAGGAGAGAUACCAGGACUCAGGGAAUUCCUCCAACAAACACGCCCUGAUUUCCAUGACGACAGCGGUGAUGAACGUAGCAUGGUAAGGUUAUAGGAUUGCAUUUAGAUGCAUCAUGGCAAUGACAGUUUCCUUUAGUUAAAACCAGCUUUGAUUUUAUUUCAGGUGAGGCAGUUUUGGGAGCACACAUUUCAUUGUAGAUUUGCUCCACCCCCGGGUUGGGUGGAAGAUGGUGGAAAAGUAUGCUCUCGAGAUGAAGACCUGGAAAAUAUGGAGACUGAGUUUUUGGAUGUUUCUAAUCUCAGGCCUGAGUACAAUAUUUACAAGGCUGUUUAUGCUUUGGCAUAUGCUCUCGAUGAUAUGCUGCGCUGUGUUCCUGGAAAAGGGCCUUUCAGAGGGCACAGCUGUGCAACUCUGCAGAAACUGGAGCCAUGGCAGGUGUGAGGACAGUUGAGAUCAUUUCUUCUCAAUUUAAGAUAUUAUAACUGUUGGAAAUGAAAUAAUUUGGGGUUAAUUAAUUGAUCCAUUUAUAAAUUAACCAAGUUCUCUUUACAUAGGACCAAAUCAUGAGAGAUAAGCCAGAUUAACAUGUGAACUGCCAAUGGCCUUAACAAUGAGUUCAAAGUAGUGGAUCUUUAAGCUUGUUUUUUGAUGUAGCAUAGACAAAGAACCAGCAGACUGCAAGCAAACUAGCUGUAGCAUCUCUCUCUGUAUAAUGAUUAAUCACAUUUACAAACUGAAAUUUCAAGAUUGAUUGUGGAUCCAAAAGAAGUGUCAAAGCUGGUACCUCCUUGGGUUUCCAAUUAAUGGAGAGUUUGUACUUUCUUGCCUUUAUUUUGGCUGUUUUCUUAAGUUCAUUCUUAAAAUAUAAAAUUAGUAGUACACUUCAAAAUAAAAGCAUAAUUUGACCAUGUAGGAAAUAAAGUGACCUAAACACAAGACAGAAAAAGGUAUUAAAGUGAAAGGCUGAUUUUUUAUGGCCACAAUUAUCAAUGUCAGAAUAUUUUUUCAGCAUUUCUUUUUUUGUUUGCAGCUUAUGCACUACUUGGAAAAAGUCAACUUCACCACACCAUUUGGAGAUCAAGUGUCAUUUGACGAGAAUGGAAAUGCAUUGCCAAUCUACGAUAUAAUGAAUUGGAGGUGGCUUUCUGAUGGAACAACAGAGCUGCAGAGUGUUGGCGAAGUUAAAAAGUCCAUCUUAAGAGGAGAAGAACUCACACUUCAUGAAAAUGAAAUAUUCUGGAACUUUGACUCAAAACAGGUCACUUCUGUUGAUAUAUUUUUUCUUUGCAGAGUCAAAUGAUAAGUACCUGUGAUAACUCUUGAAAUACUUACAGCCACCACGGUCAGUGUGCAGUGAGAGCUGUCUCCCAGGAACCCGCAUGGCCAGAAAAAAGGGGCAGCCUGUGUGCUGUUUUGACUGUGUCCCUUGUUCUGAGGGAAAGUUUAGCAAUGAAACAGGUAAGAUUACAUACACAAUAUACACGUGCAUUAUAACUGUUAAAUUCUGUCUAAAUAGCACAAGUAGCAGCUGUGGUUGGGGUGACCUGUCUUUACAUAUCCAAAACUUGCAGGACAGGUUGAAAAAUUUUCAAACUUUCCUUAAAGAGUUCCUUUGAGGAGAAAAUACUUAACAGGAUAAACCGCAACAAAAGGACCUUUUUUUUCUUUUUUUCUUUACAUAGACUCCAUGGAGUGCACCAGCUGUCCUGAGGACUUCUGGCCAGGGCCAAAGCGUGACCACUGUGUUCCCAAGAAAACUGAGUUUCUCUCUUAUCAUGAGCCUUUGGGUAUAUGCUUGACAGCUGCCUCAUUACUUGGCACAUUUGUCUGUGCUGUUGUCCUGGGGAUAUUCAUCCAUCAUCAGAAGACACCCAUGGUACGGGCUAACAAUAUUGAGCUGAGCUUCCUGCUCCUGGUGGCUCUAAAACUUUGUUUCCUCUGCUCACUGCUGUUUAUUGGUCGGCCCAGACUGUGGACAUGCCAGCUGAGACAUGCUGCAUUUGGGAUCAGCUUUGUUCUUUGUGUCUCAUGUAUUCUGGUCAAAACCAUGGUUGUCAUUGCUGUGUUCAAGGCCUCCAAACCAGGAGGUGGAGCUGUUCUCAAGUGGUUUGGUGCUGUCCAACAAAGAGGAACUGUCAUUGCCCUCACUUUAAUCCAAGCAGCAAUCUGCACUGUCUGGAUAGUCUCCUCUUCACCAGCUCCUCAUAAAAACACCCAAUACUACAAUGACAAGAUAGUUUAUGAAUGUGUCGUCGGGUCCACUGUUGCCUUUGCAGUUUUACUCGGCUAUAUUGGCCUUCUAGCGACCCUCAGCUUCCUGUUAGCAUUUCUUGCAAGAAAUCUUCCUGACAACUUCAAUGAGGCCAAACUCAUCACUUUCAGCAUGCUGAUCUUCUGUGCUGUGUGGGUGGCUUUUGUUCCUGCUUAUAUAAACUCUCCGGGGAAAUAUGCAGACGCUGUGGAGGUAUUUGCCAUCCUGGCCUCCAGUUUUGGUAUCUUGGUGGCACUGUUUGGGCCUAAAUGUUAUUUAAUCCUGCUGAGACCAGAGAGGAACACAAAGAAAGCAAUCAUGAGUCGAGGAACCUUCAACUGAUCAGAAUCUUAGCCUGACUGGACUGGCCCAUUAUUUGCCUGUUCUUCAGUAGAUACAGUAUCAAUGAGAGUCGAAAUUAACUGCCUACACCUGUCUUCUUUAUCAGAUUAGAAAUAAAAGUAUUUUUUCUUUUGUUGUUGUGUGCACAUUAUCUUCAGUGGUGUGUUGUUUAAAGACAAUAUAAUUACUACGCACAAUUGUUUGCUUGUUGUUUGCUUUUGUACGUACUCUGGAUCCUUUUAUAACAAUAUGUAGUUUUUGUUGAAUCUUUGUUUGCUGGUUAGCUUCCUGUAUAAAUGGCAGGUCGAAACAGGACACUGAAUUAAUUACUCUAACUCAGGUCACAUGUGAAAGAGUCUCGUGUGCUUGCCUUUGGCUUGGGAGGAUAUCUAAUUUUAAAACACAAUUUUGAUAUUUGACUGAGUAUCAAUGUCCAUUGAUAAUCCAAUGGCCACUAAUUUAUUCCACUCAUUAAGAUUCACCACCAAAAAUGUCUGGCAUCGAACUGAAGUCCUCUGUCCACUCAUCAAUAUCGUACAGAUCCUCCCAAUAAAGGAGCACUGUCCUCUGCCUCCAUGAACAACCAUCCUGUUAUAGGAAUAAACAGAUAUAUUAGCAAGAAUAACAAAACAAUAAUAAAACUCAGUG
Molecule: messenger RNA, 4787 nt
Organism: Xyrichtys novacula (pearly razorfish)
Lineage: Eukaryota; Metazoa; Chordata; Actinopteri; Labriformes; Labridae
Source: the annotation of a GenBank genome assembly